This is a messenger RNA of Drosophila takahashii, 641 nucleotides long. RefSeq lists its product as uncharacterized. NCBI's taxonomy places the organism in Eukaryota, Metazoa, Arthropoda, Insecta, Diptera, Drosophilidae. The record is from RefSeq and is a predicted model, not a curated record.
AUGUUCACCAUUUCGUUGAUUCUCGUUGUGGCCGUUUCGGGAAUGCAAGCCACGGAUUACAUUCUGGAACUUGAGGAGUUGUAUUCGCCAUGUACCAACGGCCCAAACGGAUCGAUUCCUCUCGACGAAGCCUUUAAUGUCGAAAAUUUUCAAUACGAAAUAAAACCCAACGGCAUUCACGUUUCGGGAAAUGUGACAACCGUUUGGAACUUUGUGCGCACCGAUCGCUUAGCAGGCAGGAUGAAUGUUUUGAAAUAUAAUCGCGGUUCUUGGGAACCAACAAUGUUUAACAUAGCUACGUACCAAGUGUGCAAUGUGAUUUUCGACAAGAAUUCCUACUGGUACAAAUGGUGGUUCCAAUACAUUGUGAACCAGGAGGAUUUAAAGCAGAAUUGCAUCACAACGAAAGAUACCGUUCUGGUGCAUAGUCCUUUCGUCGUGAAGCUGGGCCUAGAACGUAUCUUCGGUCCGCCCAUGCAAGGACGUUAUAAGGCGGUUAUCAUUUUUGAAGUGUUCGAUGAAAAUAACGUACGGCGACCGCUUUCAACGUGCUUCGAGGUUAGAGGUCGUGUUGAGAAGAAAACGAACGUGUAUUCAUAAGCAUUUUCGUAGUUUUUAAAAAAGCGUUUUUUUGUAUUGUU